GAGCAGCUCAGGGCCAUGCAGGGAGCAUGGAGGUGCGAAGGGCUGCUCUGCCAGGCACCUGCUGCCACAGCCGCGUCUCCAGGCUGAGUUCUGCUCCUGAAUCUUUUAUGUGUUUUGGGGGCAGGCAGCUUCCAGUAUAGCCCCAACACCAGAAGGGGGCAAAAGCAUCCCUUGUGCUCAUCCGUCUUCAUCCCGAGCGAUUUUUAUUGCCUUUUAAACCUAAUGGCUUUUAAGCCAUUCUGAGAUAUGACGGGCUGUGACUCAUGCCUUGGAUUCUUGUGAGUGGCGCUGGUGUGGAAGGAAGAAAGAGAGGGACACAGGCGCUCGGAGAGGGGGCAGAUGGACUGUCGGAGCCCGAGGGCAUCUCUCUGAAACGCGUGGCUGUGGUGGAAGAUUUCUUUGACAUCAUUUACUCCAUGCAUGUGGAGAGUUCGACAGAGCCGGGCAAAGCACCCAAACAUGCCGGGCAGAAGAAAACCUACCGAGCGAUUGCGGAGACCUAUGCUUUUCUCCCAAGAGAAGCUGUGACCAGGUUCCUGAUGAGCUGCACAGAGUGCCAGAAGAGGAUGCAUUUCAACUCCAACGGACUGGAGCCCAAAGAGAGCGAACCACCUUCCUCUCUGGUUUCUGGGAUCAUCGAUUACAACAUGCCUCUCACCUCUACUUACCUGAAGCAAAUGAAGCUGCGGGUGAUGAAUUCACAGGAGCAGGAUGAGACGUCAGUGAGCAGCGAGGACUUUGAUAUGAAUGAUUCCACAUGGAUCUCAGCUGACCAGCACCUGAACUCCAGCCUGAGCCCCAGCCAGGACGAGAGCAUGCGCAGCCCGCAGAACCUGCACGGCCAGGAGGACGAUGACUCCUCGUCAGAGAGCUGCAGCGGGAAUGGCUCCUCCACCCUGAACCCCUCCACCUCCAGCAGCACGCAGGGCGACAGCGCCUUCCCCGAAAUGAAUGGGAAUGGCACCGCAGCCCCCAUGGACUUCACUGCCUCAACCGAUGACCAGCCCAUCAACCUCUGUGACAAGCUCACGCCUGCCCACGUCACCCCUUCCUACCAGUCGGACAGCUGCAGCACCGACGGGCUGCGCAGCAGGGUGAAGUACGCGGUGAAGACCACAGCAGAGUCCCCACCAUACAGCUCUGGCAGCUAUGACUCCAUCAAGACCGAGGUCAGUGGCUGCCCUGAGGACCUGACAGUUGGUAGAGCCCCCACGGCUGAUGAGGAUGAUGAUGACCAUGAUGACCACGAGGACAAUGAUAAGAUAAAUGACUCGGAAGGGAUGGACCCGGAGCGGCUAAAGGCCUUCAAUAUGUUUGUGCGCCUUUUCGUGGACGAGAACCUGGAUCGGAUGGUUCCCAUCUCCAAGCAGCCCAAAGAGAAGAUCCAGGCCAUCAUCGAGUCCUGCAGCCGGCAGUUCCCCGAGUUCCAGGAGCGAGCUCGCAAACGCAUCCGCACGUACCUCAAGUCCUGCCGCCGUAUGAAGAAGAAUGGCAUGGAGAUGACCAGGCCUACGCCACCGCACCUCACCUCAGCCAUGGCUGAGAACAUCCUGGCCGCUGCCUGCGAGAGCGAGACGCGGAAAGCAGCCAAGAGGAUGCGGCUGGAGAUCUACCAGACCUCACAGGACGAACCGAUCGCCCUGGACAAGCAGCACUCCAGAGACUCCACAGCCAUCACCCACUCCUCCUAUUCACUGCCAGCUUCGUCCUACUCUCAAGACCCCGUCUACAUCAAUGGAAGCCUCAACUACAGCUACCGUGGCUAUGGGUCCCUGGGAGGCAGCCUGCAGCCGCCUGCACCACUCCAGACAGGGAACCACAGUAAUGGUCCGACUGACCUCAGCAUGAAGGGGGGGGCCUCCAGCACGGCCCAGUCCAACAGCACCAGCAGGGGGAUGCAGGCUGCCCAGCUCAGCCCCACAGAGAUCAACGCUGUGAGGCAGCUGGUGGCAGGGUACCGGGAAUCAGCCGCCUUUUUAUUGCGUUCUGCAGAUGAACUGGAAAACCUCAUUUUACAGCAGAACUGACUCCUCGUGGCUGCGGCGCUCCUCUGUCAGGAAGACAAUUUACACCUGCUAGCAAUUGGCUCCCAGCGGUGUCCCGCUCAGGACCGCCACCGUCCUCCCGUGAAGCGGCGGCUCCGCAUAGUUGUAGAAGGUGGAACCCAACAGAGCUGUUUUCUUUUACACUCCGAGCACCUGGGACUUAAGGCACGAGGCCACGUUCCUGACCUGUACCAGAAGCCAAACAUGCAGCUUGGGAGGACGCAGGACCUCGAGGGCAGAAGGGAGCCUGGGGAGGUUUGGGGCUGCAGAUGUAUUUAGGAUGACCUUGAUGGACCCAAAUGUUAGAAUCCCGUCCCCAGAUAAUUUCCAAGUCUUAGGUGAGCCGAAUCACAUAUUUAUUGAGAAAUGGACCCUCUUCUCCCCUUAGUAAUUUAUUUUUCUGAAAAUGGAUUCUUUUGAGUUUGUACAGAUUGCUGGUUUUGUGUCUGUCUGAUCAGAAGGAAUUUGUUCCUGUGAGAUAACACAUUCCAUAUCACGACACUACUAAUUCCCAGGCAGCUCCGCCUGUUUCUCUGGGCAGCCCUCAUCCCGCAGGGCACGUGUUUGCCACCACCCAGCCCCACCAGCAGCAGCAGUGGGGCUCCACGUCCUGUAGAGACUUGGACGCCCAGCAGACCUCGUGCUAGAAGGACGUCUCGCACUUGCUAAGUCACGGCAGAUAAGAAGGAAGGAAACACCUGAGAAACACUGUCUUGCGUUCACCAUCCGCAUUCUACCUCACACUCCAUUGUGGGCUUUUUCCAGGACCCCCCUGCCCCCCCAGCUCUGUGACUGUCAGCACAGUGGAUGUGGAUGGUGCCCAGGAGCUGCUUGGUGCUGCCCCACAGCUCAGUGACAGCAGCCCUGGGGCAGCAGCACAGCGCCUUUCCAUCAGGUGCGCUGUGCAUUCAGCAGCAGCCCCCAUCUCAUCCCACCCCACCCCGUCCCACCCCAUCCCAUCCCUGCCCUCAGUCCUGGAACAAGCCCACAAUUCCCAUAGUGUGGAAUUGACGCAGUCCGGUCGCCGCUCUGCCCCCUCCCCAACGAUGCACUUCGUUUGCUCAGUGCAAUACCUACAACCAGUGCUGCUAAACCAGGGAUGCGCUCGGUGCCGCGGUGCCACUCCUCCCCAGUGCUGGCAUGGCCCUCCCCGAGGGCAGGAAUCGGCACAGCAGACCAAUCUGAUAGUACAGAACCACCACGUCCCGCGGGCAUUAAGCUGAGGUAGGCGCUCUCUUUGGAGCCAUCUGUUUCAUUUUGCCCUUUUCUGGCUGCUCUGAGCCUGAGGCCAAAGGCUGCUGCCCAUGCUCAUGCUGCAGGAGCCCCCAGCACCACGGGUUGUGGCAUAGCAGGGCUGGGCAGCACAAUGCAGCCUUCUGAACCAACCAAACGCCCAAACACUGGAAGAAAAACAACCCCCAGCCCUUAGUUUCAGUGCAGGAAAAGCCACUGGUGUGAGGAGGGGCUCGCCUGGCCCAGCACAGAAGGGACAAACCCUCACAUUGACUGCGCUGUUCCCCACACCGACACUUUGGGUAACAUUCACUCAAAGGGGACUCAGUCCCUUUGGGGCGGAUGGAGCCCACACAGCUCUGUGCUGUCAGGGCGGCUCCGGGGCAGAGUGGGCCCCAUCCCCAACCCCGGCUCACGCUCCCCCUGCGCGCCCCCUCCCUUCACAUCCUCCCAUCCUUGGAAUUUCUGUAAAUAUUUAUUUUUGUGUGAAUACCACCAAGUAACAAAACCUUUUAUGAAAGAUGGAACCCGCGGCCAUCGGUGAAGGUCUGAUGGUUAAAGAAGGAGAGGCAGAGACAAUCGCUGUCCCAGAAUACUCUCUUUCCAACGUGCUCCCACGCUCCUGCCCCUGCUCUGCCGCAGCAUCCGCUGUGCUGCAGGAGGCUGCUCAGGGGCUCAGCAACACCCCCACAUCCAUCACUAUGGGUCCUAUUUGUGCAGUCGGAGCUGUGUCCUGCAGGCCGCCCUUGACUUUGUCUUAGUGUGGAUUUGAAGUUUCGUAGCUCUUUUCUAAGCUGCUGCAGAAUGCAGCGGAGGCCCCACGGUUGCAUAGGAAGGACACCGAGCAGCCCAACCUUGCCCUAACUCAGCCCAUAACUCAGGGCUGCCCGGCACAGCCCUGCUGCCAGCCACGUCUGUGACAAGCGACGAAACAAACGGGAUUGACUACAGAUUUCUGUCAGGGAUUUACGGUGGUUUUCUUUGGGUUUUUAACUCACUUUGUUACUUCUUUCUUCUUCUUUUUCCCAUGAGCCACAGACUUCAGUCCCUUUGGCACAAGCUCCGUGCAGGUCCCACAGCUCCGUGUAGGUCCCACAGCCGCAUUGCUGGCACUGGGCCGUGCGCUGUUUAACACAAACUCAUUGCUGAUCGAGUAAACAGAUCUCUGUCGUUUCUCCCUUUUGGGGUCACUCCUGGCCGCCCGGAGGGGCUGUUCCCAUGCAGGGUCUCUCCACGGCAGCACUGCGGGGUGGUGGCACUCAGACCUCCCGACCCGCGGUCGGCUCACUACCAGUCCACGACAAAUGCUGCUUUGAACUCAGAGGGUUUCAUAUACUUUUGCUUUGUAAUUUUUUUGUAAGACUUUUUACAAGGUAGCGUAAUGCUUCACCGGAACCCCGACUCCGAUCCGUCCAUGGUCUGAUUUUUAUAUGAUUUAGUGGUGCUUUAGGAACAUUCGUUCGGUUGUUUCGGAGCUGGUCCGGCUCGGGUUUGUUUGGUUGGUUACUUUCUUUUUUUGUUUUGUUUCCGCCUGUAUCUACCUAAGACCAAUGUGAACCUUUGUAUUUUUGCUCCUGAUUUUGGACUCAGUGAAAGUGUACUGUUUACAUGUACAGAACUCCCACCCCAACCCACCCCCAAACCCCGUGUGUUCUGCGCGACCGCUGUUGGGGAGGAACUGCCCUGUGCCCGCUCGUCUGCUUGACCAAGCCACGGUCACACCUCACCCCCACCUCCCCACCCGGGGGAUGGCCCCCAACACCCCACCAGCUGCUGGAGGCUUUUCCAGCAGGCAAAGAUUGGCUCUGAUCUGAGAUGGGAAUUGAUGUGAAGCUGCGGCUGAGCGGAGCUCCAAAGUGGGCAGAAUGGCGGCGCUGAUUGCUUUGCUGUUCCCUCCCGGCACAAGGGUGAAACUGCCCCCCAAAGCACGAGGAGAGCCGGCAGAUUGGAGAGCAGCCGUGGGGCAGAGCUGGAGCUGAGCUCCCCGCAGUGCUCAGCGCCCAGGAAGUGGGAUGGGGUGAGAUGGCAGCACUGCCCAGGGCUGGGGGGGAGGGAGGGAGGGGAAAUGGAGAAGGCAUUCGGCACUUAAUCCAGCUCUUAAGGCGACACUUUAUUGCUCAAUCGAUGGGUUCGUUUCAAAAUGACGUUUCUGCAGAUAGGCACCUAUGCAACUUCACGUGGCUCUUAAGCAGAUGAGCACUUCCUCCUCGACGAGCUCGAUAAGAGUUCUUUGUGUUAUAUACUGUGGAUUUUUCCAGUAAAUGUGGCUUAAUAUUUUAAUUCUUAGAACGUGUGUCUGUUAUGUAUGUGAUGCAACUCAAUUCUGUUCUGUUUGUGGAAUGAUUAGCACAGGCCCACUCCCCGUUCCCCUCACUUAACGAAGACCAAUGAGCUGUUAAUCGAGCUGUUAUCUCCAUGGUAUUACUGCUAAAUGCACUGAUUUCAUACGUAUGUGGAAUCCUCUUUUUUUUUUUUUUUCUAUUUUUCUUUUUCUUUUAUUUUUAUUUUUUCCUUUGGAAUCUGUAUAUCAUAUAUAAGACUGAAUUUGCUCAAUAAACACUGUAUAACAGAA
Molecule: messenger RNA, 5850 nt
Organism: Coturnix japonica (Japanese quail)
Lineage: Eukaryota; Metazoa; Chordata; Aves; Galliformes; Phasianidae
Source: RefSeq, a predicted model, not a curated record